Orbicella faveolata is the source of this 1493-nucleotide messenger RNA. RefSeq lists its product as uncharacterized. The record is from RefSeq and is a predicted model, not a curated record. Lineage: Eukaryota; Metazoa; Cnidaria; Anthozoa; Scleractinia; Merulinidae.
GAAUCACUACUCCCACUUCCCAAGGCCACCGACUUGCCUUUUCGCACGAACAUCGAUGCCGGUAACAAUUUUACCUAAUGAAAACGUAUGGCGGUGUUACACCAGGGAAAAGUCUGUCCCAUUUAUCUAUCGUUGCAUUUCAAGCUCCAGCACUUAGCUGACACAACUGUCCCUACGACCACGCCGAGUGGACGCCGGCGAGUUAAAUAAGAGCCAACCUUGACAGCAAUAGUGAAAAGCCCAAUUUUUUGUUUGGUGAACUUUUUACAUCAGGAGCUUAGUGACGGCUGCAUGCACUUGGUUUGCUCAUUUGAUGUUCUCUGUGUCCUGAUUGGCCAUUUAAAAACCGCUGUAGUUGAGUCUAACAAUUUAAGUGUAGCGUUAGUAAUAAUAAAUUACUAAUUGAGAUUAAUUGCAUACCCUAUUUGCAGGAUCACUAUCGCACAUUCACGAAUAGCGAGAAAAAUUUCCCGAACCCCAAAGAAAUCUUUGAUACUUUGCAUGAGCAGGGCUUCAAAUGCAGUAUCAACAUCACACCCAUAAUCAGCUGUAAUGUUGAUGAAAAUGGCAAGAACAGCCCGUACAAAGCCUUGGACACCGGCAAAGAAGACGGAAUCUUUAUAAUGAAUACCCGUGAAGAUGGCAGUGGCACCCAUGACCCAUACAUUGGAAACGUCAACUAUGGGGGUGGUCACCUUACAUGGGGACACUAUCCUGACCUGGGACGGAAGGACGUACAGAAGUGGUGGGGCGAGCAGUACCGUGACCUGUUGGAAUGGGGGUUGGAUUUUGUGUGGCAAGAUAUGACCACACCUGCGAUGAAGUCCAGCGUUCAUCAGCCAGACUGUCCAUUGUUAUCUUUUCCCAUGGAUUUAAUGCUUAGUCAUAACGAAGAAUCCAGGACUGAAAACGCUAGCGAUGCUGAAGACAAGGUACCAUUUGCAAAACUUCGCUGCUUGUAUAGUGACAACCUCUGUAAAGCCACCUACCAGGGACUGGAAAGUCUAAAGCCAAACGAACGUCAUUUUAUCAUCACACGGGGCGGCUUCGUCGGCAUUCAUCGCUAUGCUGGACUGUGGACAGGUGACAGCAGAUCAAGCUGGGAAUUCUUGCAAAUGAACAUUCCACUGAUCCUGGGUAUCGGAUUGUCCGCUCAGCCAGUUUCUGGAUGUGACAUUGGUGGCUUCUGCGUAGCACGGGAGGUAAGGUUUUGUAAAUAGCUUAGAGCUUCCUUUAAUUUACUCCUAGAUUCAACACUGUUACUUAUGGGAAGUACUCUCUGCGAUAUGUAGGACCCAAAUUAUGGGACAAACUGCCUAUGGCUGACAGACCAGCCAAGACACUGCAGGCUUUUACAAACUAUAUUCGCAAAAGGGAUAUAACUCGCUUAAUGGACACCGGCUGUAAGGGCUGCAUCUUAUGCUGCCCAUAAUGCCCUUCAAGUCAUUUAUUUUUUAUUGUAUUAAUAUUAGUAUUAGUAUAGCUUUUUAGCA